UGCAAGAACUAUUAGCAUUGUUAAUUAUAUAAUAUUUGCUCCUUGGAAAUCCAUAAUUGGCUCAUCUGUGAUAAAUAAUUGUAUGAUCCAUCAGUACUAAUACCAAACCACAAACAUCUGCAUUUUGCAUCUCUCUUUUCUCUCUCUCCAAAAUCAAUCAAUCACACACUGUACACUAUUCCAAAACAAGAAAAUGGAUGCUGCGAUUAGUGCUCCGGUUCAAGUUACCCUGCAGAAAUUGCUUGAUCUUGCCACUUCAGAAUUGAAUCUGGUGUGGAGUUUCAAGAAAGACUUACGAAAGUUACACCGAUCGUUGAAAAUGAUGGAUAGUGUCUUACAAGAUGCUGAGAAACGUGAAGUUACCGAUGAGGCUGUCAAACUCUGGCUCAAGAACCUUCGAGAAGUCACUUACGAUGCUGAUCAUGUCUUAGACGAGAUGAACUAUAAAAAUAUGCGUCAUAUGGUGGAGAUCCAAAACCAGACUAAGAUAAGGGGGUGCUUAAACAUCUUUUCCUUUAUCCCGUCUUUGGCGUUCAGAUGGAGAAUGACUCGCAGGAUCAAGGACAUCAACAUCAACUUGAAAAUGAUCGAAGAUGAAGCUAAUACCUAUGGCCUCCAGAGAGUUGCUGACUUUGCUCUGUCUUUGCCUCUGGCCCCGGAAACUGACAGCGUAACCGUUGAUCCAAUUGUCGUUGGGAGACAAAAUGAUGAAUCAGUAGUUGUGUGGCUAAUAACUAGACCUGUCGAUGAAGUUCUUUCAGUCCUUCCCAUAGUUGGAAUGGGAGGGCUUGGCAAGACAACCUUAACUCGGUUGGUCUUCAAUCACCAGCACACAAAGAGUCAUUUCGCCAUUAGGAUUUGGGUAUGCGUUUCUGAAAAUUUUGAUGUGAUGACGCUUUUUAAACGGAUUCUGGAGUCUUUAGGAGAAAGUUUUCAAGGAAUCAGCAGGCAAGCUGUUGUGGAUAGGCUUCGAGAGAAAUUGAAAGACAAAAGAUACUUGCUUGUUCUUGAUGAUUUGUGGAAUGAAAAUAGAGAAGCUUGGGAGGAUUUCAAAAAUACUAUGGCUGGAGUUAACGCCAAUAGAGGAAAUGUCAUCAUAGUGACUACACGUCAACAAAGUGUGGCAUCAAUAGUGAAAACUUACAGAGAUCCAUACAGCUUGGAAUUAUUAACAGAUGAGGAAUGCUGGUUUAUAAUCAAAGCAAGGACAUUUCGAGAUGAAGAAGUACCAGAACAAUUUGAGAAAGUUGGAAUGAAGAUUGCAUGCAAAUGUAGAGGUCUGCCAUUAGCGGCAAACAUGGUCGGCGGAACUUUGCAAGGAAAGGAAGUAGCUGACUGGGUUUCUGUCCUAGAGAUCGGGCUUUCAAAUCUUGAAGCAAAUGAAAAUUAUGCUAUGCAAGUCCUGAAAGUAAGCUUUGAUCGAUUAUCUUCUCCGUUACUUAAAAAGUGUUUUGCCUAUUGUUCAAUAUUUGCCAAGGAUUCAGAAAUAGAGAGAGAAGAUUUAAUCCAACUCUGGAUGGCGGAAGGAUUUCUUCCGGAUAAUCUAGAAAAUAAUAUGGAGACUUUAGGCAAUACAUGUUUUAACAUUCUGUUGCGAAAUUCCUUCCUACAAGAGGCCGUAGAGGAUGAGUAUGGCAAUAUCAAAUACUGCAAGAUGCAUGAUCUUGUGCAUGAUCUGGCAUGCUCAGUAUCAAAUUCAGAAAGCUUUAAUGCCGAGUAUCGCUCUAUUGAUGUCAUCCCUAAAGUUAGAUACCUUGCAAUGGAAUUGCUUGAAAAGGAAACACAAGCAAUUACAGAAGAGAAAGCAAGUUAUCUGCGCACAUUUUUCUUGCGAAGGAAAAGCUUACCUGACAAAAUUUGGCCAUGGUUCAAGCACCUACACAUUCUAAAGUUAUGUGGCGGAGACUUUGAAGUUCUUCCUUCCGCAAUUGGAAAGUUGAUACAUUUGAGAUAUCUUGAGACGUUCGACAACAUUCCAAAUUCAGUUUGCAAGCUCUACAAUUUGCAAACAUUAAGGAUUACUAACUGCUUCGGCAUUGAACGACUUCCAAAAAGGCUAUCUGACUUGAGUAAUUUGAGACAUCUUUAUUUGUAUACCCUUGACAUGGAAUUCCAGAUGCCACCUAACAUAGGAAAAUUGUCUCAUCUUCAAACAUUACCGUUAUUCAAAGUGGGGGAUAAGGAAGGUUGUCGAAUCGAAGAGCUAGGAUUUUUGAAGAAUCUUAUAGGCGAACUGGAGAUACGUAAUCUUGAACUAGUGAAUGGCAUAGAAGAAGCUAAGAAGGCGGAUUUGGUUGGAAAGUCAAAGAUAUAUAAGUUUAGUUUUAUGUGGACAACAUACUUUAGUGGGAAUGUCUCGGAAGGCAACAACAACGAUGAAAGUGUCCUUGAAGGCCUCCAACCUCACCAGAAUUUGAAGAGCAUAACAAUUGAAGGGUUCAAAGGUACGAACUUUCCAUUAUGGACUAAGAGAAUGGAAUUAUUUGUUGAUGGCUGUGGUGGGUUGAAACUUGAUAAAUUGAUCGAGGUCGACUUCAGUUAUUGCGAAAAUUGUGAAGAAAUUCCCAUGUUUGGCCACCUGCCACUCCUCAAAUAUUUGACCUUGAACUUUUUGACUAACUUACAAUCCAUAGAUUCUUCAUUCUAUGGUGGCCAAGAGACAAGGGUAACGUUCCCAGCACUUGAAAGACUUAUUCUAAGGAACAUGCUAAACCUAACAGAGUGGGCGGAAGUUGAGGUGAUGCCGAUGGCGGAAACACAAACAUGCAGAGAGCGGGUAUUUCCUUGCCUUGAAGUUUUGGUGAUUGAAGGUUGUUUCAAAUUGAAUACUUCUCCAAGUCAUUUCCCUUGCUUGAAAGAAUUGAAGAUUAAGCAUAUGCAAAGUGAUUUUCUAUUGACAAAGAUUUUGAGUAGUAGCAACCGAACUUCUUUGGAAAAACUCUCAAUCAUGAGUAUAUACACGCCUACUAGUCUUUUCCACUUGAAAGGAUGCCGGAAAAACCUUCGAGAGUUAAUUAUCGAAGACUUAUCCGAAUUGAGAGAAUUACCUGAUGAUCUACAUAGCUUCCAGUCUCUUGAGUCUUUGAUUAUAAGUGGAUGUCAAAAUCUGCAAUCAAUUUCAUAUCAGAAUGGACAAAAAGGUCCCCUUUCUCUUCGACAGUUAACAUUUAGUAAUUGCUCUGAGCUGAUCAGCCUGCCAAGUGAAAUGAUUGAGUCCAUCAGGUGUUUGGAGUUUCUAGACGUAGUUGAGUGCAACAACCUCGUUUCUUUUGCCAUAGAUUUGGGGGAAUUGCCUUGUGUUUCAAUGUUAAGUAUACACCAUUGUCGUAAAUUGAGGAGUUUGCCCAAGGGAAUUGGCCGUCUUAACAACUUAAGAUAUUUGCACUUUGGUAGAUUCUCAAAAUCAAUUGAUUUCAACUCAUUCCAAGCUGCUCUCGACGGCAUCCAACAAUCCAAAUCUCUCUGCAGAUUGUAUUUAUAUGGUUGGGAACAUGAGGAGUUAUUGCCAUAUCAACUUCAGCAUCUCACUUCGCUCGAAUACUUAGAAUUAAAUGGUUUUGGAAUUGAAGCAUUACCAGAGUGGUUUGGGGGUCUGUCAUCUCUUUCAAAAUUAAACCUAAUGAAUUGUCGAAAGCUUAGGCAUAUGCCUUCUAAGGAAGUGAUGCAACGCCUCACCAAGCUAGAACAUUUAUAUGUUCAUAAUUGUCCAUUGUUGGAGGAGAGGUACAGGGAAGAAAGAGGCCCUGAUUCUGAGUGGUCCAAGAUUUCACAUAUUCCCAACAUAUUUGGACUGUACCAACGUGGGUAAAGAGGCCUGAUAUGCUGAUAUAGUUGUGUGAGAAGUGGUAUUGAUUAGUCAAACGUGCAAGGUGAAUGAUGCAAUUUGCCUUUUCAUGAGGUUUAAGCAAAAAUGAACUUCUCCGGUGUAGAUUCUUGGGGGGAGCUAGGUAGUCCUCUUUCAACAUUAUUUUAAGAAUGAUUGCAGUCCAGAGUGCAUGGAGUCUAUGAAUUGUUAAUUUCUGUACGUCGAGUUUGUUGAAGUCAUUUAUAAACAUUGUUGUACUUUAAUUAUUUCUUAGUGUUUAUCAAAAUACUAUUAUGCUCGA
Messenger RNA from Olea europaea var. sylvestris, 4106 nucleotides. Its product is annotated as disease resistance protein RGA2-like. Gene Ontology annotation, molecular function: ADP binding. The transcript has 2 exons. The coding region runs from base 194 to 3808 and encodes 1204 amino acids. Gene Ontology annotation, biological process: defense response to other organism. The record is from RefSeq and is a predicted model, not a curated record. NCBI's taxonomy places the organism in Eukaryota, Viridiplantae, Streptophyta, Magnoliopsida, Lamiales, Oleaceae.